GACGAGAUAUUCAUGUCGCCGUAGCAACGAGGUCAGCUGUGUAUACAACAUGGCCGUCUGAGUCUGGAAAGUUCAGAUCGUGUACAGAGUUUCGCAGUGUCCUUUUCCCAUAUUUCUGCAUACAGCCAUGGCGUUUUUCGGAAUCACCGGACUAGGGUAUCAAGAUGCCAUCAAGGAGAAGGUACUGAGACCAGCGGAGGUGAACUCGGAGGGUCUCGGGACGAGGGGAGUUGACACGGCGGCCGAGGUGGUGGGCGAUCCCGGAGAAGGGACGCCGAAGCCUUUCUCACCCGCCGAGAAAGUCAACCCGUCAGAACUGACCAGCGGAGACCCGCAGGGCUCAUAUGUCAAGUACACUACCAUGCUGAGGAAGCAUAUACGGAAUCCUCAUGCCCCUAACCAGCUGAACCGGCUGCCCCAGACAGAGGGCCAGUGUGUCGGAUUCUGGCACCCCAACAAGGGAGAACCUCCCAUCCAGCAGCAGCUACCCUGGACACGGGUUCCACGCUACGGGAUGGUCACCAGUGAGAUGACCAGAUUUGUAGACCAGAUGGCAGUGACCAACAAGGAGUUCCGAUUGUUUUAAUGGGUGGAGUCUGGAUCCAGGAGAUCUUUUUUACUCGCAGUUUAAUUUUUAUUAGAAUUUGGUGAGUGUGCCAUGGAGAUGUCCCAUCAUUCCAAGAAGGUUAACCUCCUUGAUCAUUCUUUGGGAUAAUAUGGACAAAGAAACAGACUUUGAGCAGACUUCUGUGUUACUUAAGGCUUUAAGAAAUACAUGAAUCUUAUCUCUAAGUAUGAAUUUGGGCAGACUCAUUUUAACUCACAUAGAGGCUUGGUUUAUUUUUCAGAAGUAAGCCUAAAUUAUAUCACAAAUGAAAAAUAACAAAGAAAGCUAUCUGUGUAAAUAUACUGGGUACAGUACAGUACAUGGAGCAUAUCAAUUUGUCUGUGCAUUGCUUAAUAUUUUUGCAAAAUGAAUCACUUGUGCAGGAUAACUUUUUCACUUAGAAAUAAGCUGUAUAUUACAGAUUUUGCAGUAUGUGUACACAAUUACUACCAAUGUAAUGAAUUUAUCAAUUAAAAACUUUUGAUCUA
Molecule: messenger RNA, 1095 nt
Organism: Branchiostoma belcheri (Belcher's lancelet)
Lineage: Eukaryota; Metazoa; Chordata; Leptocardii; Amphioxiformes; Branchiostomatidae
Exons: 3
Coding region: 128-586 (152 amino acids)
Source: RefSeq, a predicted model, not a curated record